Molecule: messenger RNA, 318 nt
Organism: Striga asiatica
Lineage: Eukaryota; Viridiplantae; Streptophyta; Magnoliopsida; Lamiales; Orobanchaceae
Source: the annotation of a GenBank genome assembly
AUGGAACUUUUCAUUUCCCAAAUGGUAGUUGAUGUUGUGGAAGAGGGAGGAGAGCAGAGAGUGGAAGACAUGGGGAGUCUUGAAAUCAUGCCUAUAUCAGAGGAGGAGCAAAACAUGGAGUCUAAUACUGAAGUGAUGGAAUUAAAGAGGACUGAUUUGAGGAGAACUUGGAAAAGGUCUUCAGCUAGAACAUGGAGGCUCAUGAGGAAUCCUUCAAUAGGAGAGACUGACAUGGCUAUUACUGGGAAAAAAGGCUGGCAAGCCGAGUGUGAAGGAUCAGAAAUGUUCAAGGUUCACCAGAGAGUGAAGAAUACAUGA